ACUGGGGACAGAACUAGCAUCCUUUUGGUGCAUGGCGAUGCUCCAACCAACUGAGCCCCUAGCUGAGCCACACUGGCCAGGGCAUCUAAUUCUUGGUACUGCCCCUUAAAUGUGUGAAGACAAGUACAUCCAAAGGCUAAAGAGAUUUUAGAUAACAGAAGGCUUUAAAAAGUAACACCAUGUACCUUCUUUGGAUUGUUUGAGUUGCAGGGACAGCUGCUCUUUAGCCUUCAGCUGACCUCAGAAACUAGACAUACUUAUUUUAAGCUUUGUCCCAUUGGCCACUGUGGGCAGGAGUGGAAAGCACCUGCCAGGUGUUGCCAUAAGAUUGACUCAGCCAACAGGAAACUUCUAAAAGCUUCGUGGUUUAAGAAUAGCCUCCUCCCAACCCCACCUUUCUUUCCUUGGCAUUCAAACCACAGCAUGAAUUGAGCGCCCCCUGUGUGCGGGGCUCGGUAACGAGCAAACACGGGUGACGUUGCCUCUUUCCAGAGUGUUUUACGCACCCAAUAUAUUAGGUCCUCACGACCACCCUUCUGCAAGUGCCUUCGGUUCCUAUUUCACUAAUGAGACUAACUGGCAAAGAGUCUCGGGCCGUGGGAUAAGACAUGUCCCUGUGAGUAACUUCCCUGUGACCUUGACCAAGCCGCUUGCCCAGUGAGAGUUGACCGUGAGGUUUCUUCCCGUUGGAACAUUCAUUCCUGCCGAGGGUCACGAGUGCGUAACCGCCGCUGGUGCUGGGUCACAAACCCAAGGCGUGAUUUAACCACGCUUUCGUCCCAAGAGGGAGGAAGGGAGAAACUGGAAGCGUGUAUCCCCGCCUCCGCAGACUCCCGAGGCAGGGGCUCGGGCCGGCGCCCACGCUCCGGGCAGAAUCAACUACGGUGCCCGGGAAGGGUCGUCUCGUUCCUCGCGAAGGCUUCCCCUUCCGCCAGUCACCGCACCAGGGCAGCCCCUCCCGUCGCCGGAAGAAGGCGUUGCCCUGAGCAACUGUAACGUCCGGCGGUCGGAGUUUGGCGGCGGGAAAGGCCAUGAGUAAAGGCCGGGCUGAAGCCGCGACUGGAGCCCCCGGGAUCCUUCUGAAGUACCUGCAGGAGCAGAACCGGCCCUACAGCGCCCAGGAUGUGUUCGGGAACCUGCAGCGGGAACACGGACUGGGCAAAGCGGCUGUGGUGAAGGCGCUGGAGCAGCUGGCCCAACAAGGCAAGAUCAAAGAGAAGAUGUAUGGCAAGCAGAAGAUAUAUUUUGCGGACCAGGACCAGUUUGAAAUGGUGAGUGAUGCCGACCUCCAAAGCCUGGAUGCCAAAAUUGUGACCCUCACUGCCAAGGUGCAGAGCUUGCAGCAGAGCUGCCGCCACAUGGAGGCUGAGCUGAAGGAGUUGAGUAGUGCCCUGACCACACCGGAGAUGCAGAAAGAGAUCCAGGAAUUAAAGAAGGAAUGUGCUGGCUAUACAGAGAGAUUGAAGAACAUCAAAGCAGCCACCAACCAUGUGACCCCAGAAGAGAAAGAACAGGUGUACAGAGAGAGGCAGAAGUACUGCAAGGAGUGGAGGAAGCGCAAGAGAAUGGCAACAGAGCUGUGUGAUGCAAUCCUUGAAGGAUACCCCAAGAGCAAGAAGCAGUUCUUUGAGGAAGUUGGGAUAGAGACAGAUGAAGAUUAUAACGUCAAACUCCCAGACCCUUGAGAGCCCCUGUAGUGGGAUUGGGUAUGGGGACAGAGAUCUCCCAGACUGGCUGCUGUUCAGGCCAGCUUUUUUGUUGUUGUUACUGCUGCUUUCCACCUUCGACCAGAGCAUUUGGGAGAGGGGCAUAAACCAGAGUACCAGGCAGAGAGGGAGGGGAGUGCUAGUCACCCAGAGUAGACGGUUAUGCUCAUUACAUGGUCCACAUUUCAACUGCUUGAGCUUAACACUUAGACUUGGAACAGAGCUAAAGGAAAGCAUUUGGCAAUAUUUAUU
Messenger RNA from Molossus molossus (Pallas's mastiff bat), 1958 nucleotides. RefSeq names its product PSMC3 interacting protein (gene PSMC3IP). Gene Ontology annotation, biological process: homologous chromosome pairing at meiosis; meiotic strand invasion involved in reciprocal meiotic recombination; meiotic joint molecule formation. Gene Ontology annotation, cellular component: DNA recombinase auxiliary factor complex; condensed nuclear chromosome. The record is from RefSeq and is a predicted model, not a curated record. The transcript is spliced from 8 exons. Bases 1032 to 1685 code for a protein of 217 amino acids. Lineage: Eukaryota; Metazoa; Chordata; Mammalia; Chiroptera; Molossidae. Gene Ontology annotation, molecular function: recombinase activator activity; double-stranded DNA binding.